AUGCAGGCGGCUCUCGGCGCUGCGGCCACGCUCCUCGGCAAGGUGUUGACGACGCUGUCCGUCGUCCCGGUGGCGGCGUACGUGGACAGCCUUCAGCUCGGCCACAACUCGGAGCAGAUCAAGGACAAGCUGCUGCACACGCAAGGCCUCCUGCACAACGCCCAGCUCCAGGGGAGCCACGUCGGCGACAACCCUGGCCUCCAGGGGUUGCUGGAGAAGCUGAGCAGGGACGCCGACCAGGCCGAGGGCUUGCUGGAUGAGGUCCACUACUUUCAGAUCCAUGACAAGCUCCACGGCACCCACUACGCCACCACCCAAGAUCUCCAAGGCCUUCUCCGCCAUCAAGCUCUCCACGCCGAUAGUGCUCUUCGCCACUUGUUCCCGUGCUUUUCUCGCUCGCCCUGUACACCACCCAAGACCAAGAGGAAUGGUGGUGAUGCUGCUGCUGCUGCUGUUGCCGGUGUCACCAACUCCAACUCUGCUACUGCCCAAGAUGGUGAUGCGCUGCUGCAUUUUGACAGAGUGUCCAUCUCCAGACAAAUCAAGUCCGUGUUACAGGGCAUGCAGUCCCACUGUGAUUCCGUCUCCAAUUUGCUCGGCAUCGGCACUAUCCCAAGCGGCAGCACGGCAGCGGCAGUCGUCUAA
Molecule: messenger RNA, 645 nt
Organism: Triticum turgidum subsp. durum (durum wheat)
Lineage: Eukaryota; Viridiplantae; Streptophyta; Magnoliopsida; Poales; Poaceae
Source: the annotation of a GenBank genome assembly